AUGCCCAAAGUCAUGGAGGAUGUCGUGCUGCCCUUGGGGGGAGAGGAACCUAGCAUGGCGCGGGCCAUGGUCCGCAGCAUAGGGGGCUUUACCCUGGGCUUGUCCUUGGCCACAGCCUACGGGCUUCUGGAGCUCCUAGUGGAGGGGCAUAGCCCCUGGGGCUGCCUGGUGGGGACUGUCACUUUGGCUGCCUUCCUUAGCCUGGGCAUGGGAUUCUCCCGGCAGGUCCGAACCACUGUCUUCCUGAUGCUUCCCCAGGCCUUCUCCAAACAGGGACAGACGUUGCUGCUGUUGGCUGCCUUUGGGUUGGUGCUCCAGGGCCCUUGUGCCAACACCCUGCGCAACUUCACGAGGGCUAGUGAGGCUGUGGCCUGUGGUGCAGAGCUGGCCCUGAACCAGACUGCUGAAGUGCUGCAGCGGGCCAAGCAGCCCCUUGUCAGUGCCCUGAGCAAGAUUAAAGCUAUGGCCCAGAGGGCCAAACUGGUGGCUGACCGGGUCCGCAAGUUUUUUCGGUCAAUCAUGGAUGGCGUGAAACACGUAGCCAGGGCCCUGCGGAAUGUGUGGUAUUGGCUUCUACACAUUGGUGACGUGUGCAACUCGGAGCUGGGCAACCCUUACCAGAAGUGCGCGCGGGUUUUUGAUGACGCCAAGGACAGCUGCAUGAAGGUCAUACCACAAGCUUACCACCUGUGUUACGUGCUCAUGCCCUUCAAACUGGUGCUCUGUGGACUUGCCAGCUUGGUCCAGGUGUUCUGCGUCAUUCCCAACUACAUCCAGCCCUUCUUGCGCAAGACCAUCGGCACCCCUGUAAGGAAGAUGAUCAACCGUGUGCGACGGGAGUUCGAGUUCAAUAUGACAGCCACCCACCACUUCUCUGUGGAUCUCAAUGCCUCUCGGAGUCUGUCCCAGGUGGCUCUUGACCUCCAGGAGGCUGUCAGCAUGAAGCUGUAUCGUGCCCGGGAGGUCCUAGCUCUGAUGGGCUACACCCUGCCUCUGCUGCUGCUGCUUCUCUACCUCCAAGCCCUGUUUUACCGGUACUGUUACCUGAACUGGGACAAUUUUGACAACGUGUACAUCACCAGCCAUUUUCUGCGCAUGGAGGCUGUCCGCUCCAUGGCUGGACUGCCCACAGUGCUACCGCUCAGUGCUCAUGAGGCCAGCUGCUACAUCCAGCCAGGCUCCAUCUUUCUGUCCCGAUGGGAGCGGAUUUUUUACGUCCUGGAGACCUUCAACCUCAUUCGCCACCUCCUCCUUGUGCUGCUCCUGGUCUUCCUGGACUAUUCUGUCUUCUGGGUGCUUGACCUGGCUCGGUACCAGCUGCAGGGGGAGAUCGUGGCCCGCAGCCCUGUGUUAGUGUCUAUAACCGUGGAAGGGACUGGCUAUACCGGGAGUAUUUACCGUGACCUGGUGUCAGCAUUUGAUGUCCUACAACAAGGCAACAUCAGUAUCCUGUCCCGGCGCUGCCUCCUGCGUCCCUCAGAACCGGACACCACUGGUUAUGUAGUCAUUGGUGCCACAUACGGCCUGUGCUUCUUCGUCACCCUAUUUGGUAGCUAUGUCAGCCGGCUGCGGCGGGUCAUCUGUGCCUCCUACUAUCCAUCCCGGGAGCAGGAAAGAAUCACCUACCUCUACAACAUACUUCUACAUCGUCGAACUAACCUGUUGAUUGCCCUGCAACGGGCAGUGAGGCGGCGGGCAGCUGAUCAGGGUGCCGUGAGUGUCCUCCAAGUGCUGGCCAUCCGGUGCCCGUGCCUGAGUUUUUUUGUCAGUCAAUUUCAGCUGUGUCAGGCCCGCUGCCUGGGCUGUGGGCAGCCCCAAGAUGAAGGGGAUACGGAGAACUUUGUGUACUGCAGUACCCCAGGCUGUAGAGGUCUCUACUGCCACGUGUGCUUCCGUCUUCUGAACAACACCUGCUGGGUGUGUGCAUCCCCGUUCUCCUACCAGGGGGACCUGGACUUGGAGCUGGACUCCAGUGACGACGAGAGCCCCCGGCUGUGGCAGGCUGCAGCCCAAAGAAGGGCCCUGGAGCAGAAGCCUAUAGUGCAGCAACAGAUCCAAGAAGAGCUGGACAGGAACCUGUUAAUGGAGUCCAGUUCUGAGUCUAGUGACCUGGAUGAAGAGAAGGGGGCUCAGCAGAUGAAGCACACUCAGCAGCUCCUACCUGAAGCCCAUCGUUCUGUUGGUACUCCCAUGCCCUCUGGGCCCCACAGACCACCUGAGAAAUUCUUUGUUCCCAAAGCAGCCCGUCUCAGAACCAGAGGUCCUCUCUCACCUCCCUCUCCUCCUGAUCUCUCCCACCCGCCCCCAAAAUAAAGGAACCAAAA
Messenger RNA from Sciurus carolinensis (gray squirrel), 2324 nucleotides. RefSeq names its product DC-STAMP domain containing 2 (gene Dcst2). The record is from RefSeq and is a predicted model, not a curated record. NCBI's taxonomy places the organism in Eukaryota, Metazoa, Chordata, Mammalia, Rodentia, Sciuridae. Gene Ontology annotation, cellular component: membrane.